AUCGGCGCUUUGCCACUUGUACCCGAGUUUUUGAUUCUCAACAUGUCCGAGACUGCUCCUGCCGCUCCCGCUGCCGCGCCUCCUGCGGAGAAGGCCCCUGUAAAGAAGAAGGCGGCCAAAAAGGCUGGGGGUACGCCUCGUAAGGCGUCUGGUCCCCCGGUGUCAGAGCUCAUCACCAAGGCUGUGGCCGCCUCUAAAGAGCGUAGCGGAGUUUCUCUGGCUGCUCUGAAAAAAGCGUUGGCUGCCGCCGGCUAUGAUGUGGAGAAAAACAACAGCCGUAUCAAACUUGGUCUCAAGAGCCUGGUGAGCAAGGGCACUCUGGUGCAAACGAAAGGCACCGGUGCUUCUGGCUCCUUUAAACUCAACAAGAAGGCAGCCUCCGGGGAAGCCAAGCCCAAGGUUAAAAAGGCGGGCGGAACCAAACCUAAGAAGCCAGUUGGGGCAGCCAAGAAGCCCAAGAAGGCGGCUGGCGGCGCAACUCCGAAGAAGAGCGCUAAGAAAACACCGAAGAAAGCGAAGAAGCCGGCCGCGGCCACUGUAACCAAGAAAGUGGCUAAGAGCCCAAAGAAGGCCAAGGUUGCGAAGCCCAAGAAAGCUGCCAAAAGUGCUGCUAAGGCUGUGAAGCCCAAGGCCGCUAAGCCCAAGGUUGUCAAGCCUAAGAAGGCGGCGCCCAAGAAGAAAUAGGCGAACGCCUACUUCUAAAACCCAAAAGGCUCUUUUCAGAGCCACCA
Homo sapiens (human) is the source of this 731-nucleotide messenger RNA. It is a transcript of the gene H1-2, whose product is annotated as H1.2 linker histone, cluster member. The coding region runs from base 43 to 684 and encodes 213 amino acids. The transcript has a single exon. NCBI's taxonomy places the organism in Eukaryota, Metazoa, Chordata, Mammalia, Primates, Hominidae. Gene Ontology annotation, biological process: nucleosome assembly. Gene Ontology annotation, molecular function: DNA binding; chromatin DNA binding; structural constituent of chromatin. Gene Ontology annotation, cellular component: euchromatin; chromatin; chromosome. The record is from RefSeq and is marked reviewed.